AUGCCGGUCCAACCCAAGCUCCGACGGAUCGUAGCUCCACCGGGGCGACCCCCUCUGAACCUGUUUACAGGAGAGACUCCUACGGAAGUGGCGUAUGAAGCAGUUCGGUCUCAUUUGGCCAAGGCGGAUCCAGCCUCGUGCGCCACAGAUCCUCCCACUCCUCCUGGCCGCAUGCAGCUCUUGACGGUUCAUCCCAGCCAACCCUUGGUGGCGUACUAUAUGGAAGAGCAUCAGACGCUGCCAACAGCAACAUCACCCGCUACGCCUCUGCCCGCACCAAUCAAAGUGAUUCAAGUACAGCAUUUGCAGACGCGCAAUGUCUUGUGGUCCGUCUACUUGUCGGAUAUGGCCUCGAUGCUCUUUGACUACGAUCCCAUGGCCAAGGAUGCCGUCAAGAAAUUCCCACAUGCCAUCAAGACAUUGGGACAGAUCCAAUCGAUGCAGUUCUUUGACCCAUCCACUCUCUACUUUUCUGGAAUGGCAGAUCCAGCAGAUCAGGCCACUGUCGCUGGAGUGGAGCGAUGGCAAACACUCCUGGUCCAAUUUGACAAGCGCAUUGUCAUGCUCAAUCUACGCAAGGGACCGUCCUCUGUGGCACUCAUGCCUCCCGGAAAGGGACGAGCCGCACGCAAUUUUUAUUCGCCCAUUCUCUGUCACUUGACCAAAGAAACUGGAUUGAACUCACCUCCGAGUAGCAACGCAUUGCCACUCACCAAAUCACUACUCUUGCUGGGAUGCGGCGAUGGAACCUUCAAAUGUUAUGAUUGGAAAAAAUCCAAAUUGCAAAAAUCCAUCAAGGGAUUGGGAAAAAAUGAUUGGAUUGUACAGUUGAUUGCCGCAAAUCCGUACCCGUCCUUGGAGGACCCAGGAGACACGUCGUCGUCCUCCCCCACCACCUUGUCCGAAGAGGAGGAUCCCAACAGUGGCGACAAUCCGAACAGCAACAACCCGCAAUCCACCAGCAGUGUCAGCAAAGUAAGGCGGUUCAUUACCGUCACCAAGAAGGGAACGGCCUAUUUGAUUGAAGUGGUCGUCAGCUCCGAUGGCAUUGAUAUCCGCCCUCCAUUGGCAAGGUUUGAGGGAGGAGCGUCGCCAGCACUCCUCACGGGUCUCGAUACAGCAGCCGGAAGUGCGGGAGCUGAAGGACAGUAUCAUUGGGAACAUCAAUUACUCACAUUUGAUCCAGACCGUGACCUCUUUCUUUGGGGCAUGCCAUCAUCAAAGUCAAAACAAUCCCAAAAGAUUCUCUGUUGGGAUUUGACCAAUAUCCACGAAGAAAAGCUUCUAUCCGAAAAAAGCAACAAUGCAGCCGGCAACAAACCCAGUGUCUACAAACCAGAACCAACCCUUGUCAUUCAAUUUCCUUUUGAAGCCGAAGUGGCCGCCUUUCCCGCGUGGUCUCAUGUGGCAUUCCCCGACGAUGCCAUUGUCUGUGCUGUCGUGACCAGCAAGGGCGACCUGCACAUUAUGGGAGCCACGACGCAAGGGACCAGCGGAACGGGGGCCACAGUUCAAGCCAGCGCCAUUACAUCGACGAAUGUACGAGCCGUCAUUGAACGAGAUUCUGGCAUGGCAUCGGCGCCAAUUCUGCAAGCGUACUUUGUCGGAUGUGCGCCGCUAUGGGAUUCGGGCGUGCUGCUCCUGGGCAGUAACGUGGGAGUAGUCAUGGUGGACUUUGAACGAGAAUUCGUCGUACCUGGCAGUCGUCAUAAUCACUUCGGAGCUGGUCUAGGGCAUUUGGGAAAAUCUGUACUAUUUACCAAACACUCGACGAUUGUCUAUGGCAGUGUCGAUGCCUUUCGGGCCAACCCUGUGGGACGCAUGGAAGUCAAGAAUCUCUAUGAUGUUUAUGAAUCUCCCGCGGCUACACAUCUACCUUUGGAGGUGCAAAAGAGACCCUUUCGGCUGCCACCCAGCUUUUUGCCGAGCCCUUCAGGCAUGUAUGUUUGUCUAUUUUGGGGCGAGGAAAUGAGAUACGAAGUCUUGCAUGUCCCGAGUGUUUUGCAGCGCGUAUCACAGCGCGGCUCGGACUCGGCAUCCUUUUCUGCCGCAGUUGCAACAGGCACAGGUGUCAGUUCAUUUGCCUGGCUGGGAGAAAACGAUGUCUUUGCAAUCAUCCAUUCUCCGAAAGCCGAAAAGCUGGGCCGAGGGACCAAUGUGGAUGCUGCAUAUCCAGGUACCGGAGAGGGCAAGGACUUUGCUGCCAUGUCGGCCCAAAAACUGAAGGAAAUCACGGAUAUUCGCAACUUGGGAAACAAUCUCAAGGAUCUCGCGAACGUCAAAGAUCUCGCUGUGAACACAACCAAGGUUGCGACCAAAGUCGGAGUGGGGACUGUCAAGAUCACGGCAGGCGCUACCAUCGCAGUGGCAGGUGCCACCGCCAAUGUGGUGGGAACUGCUGCCGGCAAGACGGUUGGAGUAGUCAAGAAAACGGGUGGGGUUUUUGGUGGAUUGUUCCGUUCGGGCAAAAGCAAGAAAGGAUCCGACGAAACUGCCACCAUCACUGCCACCGAGGAGGAAGAUUUGGAUGAAAAACCCGCAGUGAUGACACCAACUCCUAUGAUGCAACCGGGAAUGUAUGAUCCAAAUGCCAACGUUUCAAAGGACAAGAAGGCGUAUGUGGAAUUUAAAGAAUUGGUGCCAGUAGAGACCAAUCAGUCAGCUCUGACGAGUAGCAUUGCCCCCGCGACAGCAUCGACGCUCGGAGAACUAGCGCUCCGCGGUGGCAAUCGGAUACCACCGCAAGUUUUGUUUGGAGGUCCUGUUUUGUGUGUGGGCUGCCGCUCCGAAGAGGAGGAAGGAAUGGCAUAUUUUUAUACGCCGAAGAAGGGAGCGACAGACAACAGCGCGGCUUCGUUUGUCUCGUCAGGUCCUUCUCUCCCAUACCCAGAUCUGGUUGUGUGGGAUGACGAUGGCGAAUUGUGCGCUGUUGUGAUUCAGUCCAGGGUUGCAGUCUACUUGUCGGAACAACCAGAUUUCGUCUUGCUGGGAACUGUGCGGGUCGGGUCACCGGGUGAUCCAGAUGGAGCUGCCAUGAGUGUGAAAUUCAUGCACGGGGUUCUCUACUGCUGCACCCGCAAUUCAAUUGAAUGCGUCUUUCUUGGCGACACCAGCGGCGGAAUCUGCCAUCUGGACAGCCUCACCAUCGCAUCCACAACUGUCCACCAAAUCCCAAGCUCGUCAAUUUUGACCGCAUACACGUCAUUGACUCCGCCAACACUGCCAAUGCCUUUGAAUCAUCCUGUGAUUCUGGGUUAUCAAAGCGGCAGCCUCAUUGUUUCCACAACCAGAGGAUUGAUUGCCAUUCCUUUGAGCCACCCGUUGCUGAGGAUCGGAUCUUUGCUUGCCGCAGGGCAAUCUAUCCGUGCUGUGAAGUGGUUUGAUGCAGUACCCGAUUCUGACCACGAAGAAUUGGCCAUGUUCUUGGAACGGCGUGGAUAUCCCGAACUUGCCAUUGAUUUGCCUGGGCUCUCGCUCGAAACCAUGAUUGAUUUUGCCAUGCGUUAUCAGGAUCUUGAUCGCCUCGAACAAAUCGUUGAAACGUUUGGAGUUUCAGGCCUCCGCGCAAUUGACAUGGGUAGAGGCGUGUCCGGAGGUAUCUUUGGUCCAGAGGAAUAUGGGCAUAGCAUUGUCGUUUGCGUUGGCACUUAUCUACUCGCACAUGGCAAGACCGAGCUUGUUCGAAGAAUGGCGGUAGAGUGCCUGAAAUAUGGAGAAGCCAAGAAGGAUGCGUUUAUGCUGGCCACGUUGAUGCUUGGUGUUGAAGGCAGUGACGCAAAGAGAUUGAUUGGCAGGGCUGUCCAGGAUGCUGGCGAUGAUUGGGCCAUGGCGAGCUAUGUCCGAAACCACAUAAUACCCAAUGCAAGAUAA
This is a messenger RNA of Seminavis robusta, 3870 nucleotides long. The record is from the annotation of a GenBank genome assembly. NCBI's taxonomy places the organism in Eukaryota, Bacillariophyta, Bacillariophyceae, Naviculales, Naviculaceae.